GGAGGAUGCGAGCCGAGGGCGGCCGAGCCGCGGAUCAGCUACCUGUGUGGCCCGGGCGGCCGCUGCCGGGACCUGCCGGAGACAUCGCCAUGUGAAGGGGCAGACCCCGGGCCGGCUCUCCACCCCGCCUCGCUCAAUGGGAGAUUUGUUUGGCUUUACACAGGCAAUGCUCCCAAAGACUGUAUGAUAAUUCCUGGUGGCCAAAAGCAGAGGCGCAUUGUGGCCACUACAGAAAAGGAGCAAGAACAGGAGGGCAGGAGCUUCCCGCUGCCUCUCUGGCAGAGGCACCAAGUGCGUGGCCUGUCUGCAUCCCAGCAAAGUACUGGUUUUCGAGAAGUAAGCGAGACUGAGAGCCACCUCGGGGCACUUGGAGAGGAGGAAGAGGACUGGUGCCAGCAUGGAUAAGGACAGCACAAACCUGGCUGACCAGCAGUAUGAGUGUGUGGCUGAGAUUGGGGAAGGAGCCUACGGGAAGGUGUUCAAGGCUCGAGACUUGAAGAACGGAGGUCGCUUUGUUGCGCUGAAGCGGGUGCGGGUGCAGACCAGCGAGGAGGGGAUGCCGCUGUCCACUAUCCGAGAGGUGGCGGUUCUGAGGCACCUGGAGACGUUCGAACACCCCAACGUGGUCAGAUUGUUUGAUGUGUGCACCGUGUCACGAACAGACAGAGAGACCAAGUUAACAUUAGUGUUUGAACAUGUGGAUCAAGACUUGACUACUUACUUGGAUAAAGUUCCAGAGCCUGGAGUGCCUACUGAAACUAUAAAGGAUAUGAUGCUUCAGCUGUUUCGGGGACUGGAUUUUCUGCAUUCUCAUCGUGUGGUGCAUCGGGAUCUGAAACCCCAGAAUAUCCUUGUAACCAGCAACGGGCAGAUAAAGCUAGCUGACUUUGGCCUCGCACGAAUCUACAGUUUUCAGAUGGCUCUUACCUCAGUGGUUGUUACUUUGUGGUAUAGAGCUCCUGAAGUCUUGCUUCAGUCCAGUUAUGCAACAGCAGUUGAUCUUUGGAGUGUUGGCUGCAUAUUUGCAGAAAUGUUCCGUCGAAAACCACUCUUCCGUGGAAAUUCAGAUGUUGAUCAACUAGGAAAAAUCUUUGAUGUAAUUGGACUCCCAGAAGAAGAGGACUGGCCUAAUGAUGUUGCCCUUCCAAGAAAUGCCUUUACUUCCAGACCCGCACAACCUAUUGAAAAAUUUGUACCAGAUAUCGAUGAAGUAGGCAAAGACUUGCUUCUUAAAUGCCUAGCGUUCAACCCAGCCAAAAGAAUAUCUGCAUAUGUUGCCCUUUCUCACCCGUAUUUCCAUGAUCUGGAGAAAUUCAAGGAGAAUCUGGACUGUCACGUGUCAUCCAGCCAAAACUCCAGUGAGGUGAAUGCAUCAUAAGUGCUGACCGAAGACGAACCAUUAAUGAACAAGACAUGUAGCUGACAAGGCCACUGUCCCAAACAAACCACAUAGCUGUCCUAGCGAGAUCAUUAUUUUGAGGUUUUAUGCACUUAUCUUUUAUUUUGGGAUUGUGAUGUGCUUAUCCAUGGAAAUCAAUCUAGUUUACUUUUAUCAGAGCAAUGCAAGGGCCAGGGCUUUGACCUGCUCCUGUUGCAGCUUUAUGUUUGUUUUGGUUUUGUUUUGUUUAUCUGCCUGGGAAAACUCCAGACGAAGAGAAGCUGCUGACCAGUUUUGCUGCCGUUUUAUCUUUCUAAUAUUGAAUGCUGCCAGUGUUUCAUGAUCGAGUCACUGCCAUCGAUGCAAUCUCUCUCUCUCUCUAGCUGCUGAAGCGUGAUUUGGUACUUUAUUAUUGUUAUUCUGUGACAUUUAAAGAAUGGCAUUGAAAUACCAGAUCUCUGCAACCUGCAGUUAACUGAUAGAUGUGUUAAUACAUCCAGCUACUGUUAAUUCAUAGCAGAUACGCAGGUGCUUCCCCACUUGAAAACAUGGAUAAAUUAAUUUAUCAUUUUGUUGCUCUAUAAAAAUAACAGUGAUGAUGAUGAUCAUAAUAAAUGUCUCAGCUUUUAGGUUUUUUCAUACACAAACGAGUUAUUAUCUAGCUAUGUUUGUGUGCAUGUUUCAAAAAACUGUCCUGUUCUUACUGUUUCAAUUUCCAGAUGGUCUUUCUGUGUUGAAAUGCAGACAUGUUCUAGUCCAUCAUCUAACCCAUAAUUCCUCCCUGGAAACAGCUGCAAGCAUAUUUUCUUCAUCUCAUUCCAAAUAACUUUCUGAUGUCCAGGUCAAAAGACAUGAGCAGAGCCAAUGAAAAUCAAUACAGAUUUUCACCUUCAACCUGUUCUCAUUGUCAGCCAAAAACAAAAAUAGAAAAAAUAUUUCUGGUUCAGAAGCAGAGAAUCCUAUACCUGCAAUAAGCACAGAGAAGUAUUUGUGCUGCAUUGUACUCUGUAUAUUGUGCUGCCUUACCUGCAACACCCCCAAUACAUUACAAGUGCAUAAACAUUAAUGCUCAAAAUCCCUCACACGUCACUUACUAAGCAGGCUUGUUUUCUAUGCAGAAAUGCAUGACCCUCUCUCCUAAACCACCAUGUGGGGAUACUAGCACAUGCCUCUCCACUAAGGUUAAUGUGCCAUUAUUGAAUGUCAAAAUAACUAAGCAAUUUACUUGCCUUUAUAGCACAGUUAUUUUAAAUAUUACCUGAAAUUUUUAUAUUUAGUAUUUUUACCUUAACUAAAAUAUAUUUUCAGUAUGUCAAAAAAAAAAAACUUUUAUUUUUUUAAUACUGUACUGGGGAAAAAUAACUAUUUUAAAUCCAUAAAAGCUAUUCCCUAGCUGUUCAGUGCAUUUACUUGGGCAUGACUUGGGGGAAAAUAUUGGUCCCCCAAAAAUGAGGAUAACUGAUGCGAAGUGAGGCAGCCAGCUUUGCUUUCUCCUGUGACAGUCCCUUAGGCUUCUCUCUUCCUCUUCCUCUUCUCUGUCUCAUGUUGUCUGGGUGGUGAGCCAGCAUUGUAUCCUCAUGCUUGGCAGAAGCAGGUCCUCAGCAGUGAGUUGGGCAGUGUAACAUUUCCAGCUGUGACAGGGGAGCUUGCAGCCAUCUCACGGGCAGGUCUCUCGCUCCUGUGGCGGCCCUCACUGUUAACUCUGUUUCAGGUAUCUGCACUCUCUGGGUCAUGGUCCGCUGCUAGGAUAGUAAGUGGGUCUUACCUGUCUCCUGGAUAAAGCUUUUUGUUACUGCUAGACAUUUAAAUGUGUGAUACAUGGUUAAAUUAAGUCUACUUUAAACAAGCCAGAGUUUCAAAGGACCACUUGCAUGCUUGCGUGCAGUGGCCUGUGCUUUUCUUUAAGCCCAAAAUGAGCCUGUGCAAAAAACUUAAGCAGCAUGAACAGGCAAGUUGCAAAUUAGGCCUGGCAAGAGCAUGCACAAAGCAUCUGCACACAGAGAUACCACAGGUCUGUAACGUCAGAAUUUCAGAAGCUCUGUGAGCAGGAAGCUGAAGGCCAGGGAGCUGUCACAGCAGCAAACCUAAUCUUGGCCUUACCUUUGUCAUUCUCUUUGUUCCUGCACCCAAAGGGAACUGCAGACCUACUGCAUUGGUGGUGUCCCAAUCCUAUUGCUGUACGGGUUAGUGGACCCAAGUGUGAAUAAUUUUUACAAUUCCCAGAGUAGGAUGGGGCAGAGUGAAUUUUUUUGCUAGCAAUUUUUAAACACUAAGUAGAACAACAAACAGAGACAAAAGUCUGGAGACUCUUGCAAUAGUAGUAAUUAGAAAAGCUUUUUUAUGGAGCUUAGCACUUUUGAAAACAUUCCACAUUUUACCUAGCAUGGAGCUAUCUGUCAUACAUACCUUAUCAGGGCGUUCAGCUGGUGUGGCUUCCCAGCAACUGCUCAGGGAACUCUCCCAGAGCUCUCCACCAACUAAUACAGAGUGAAAAUGUAGAGAAGAAGAUGAUAUUUUCCAAAUUAGGCUUAAAACUCUCAGAUAGAAAUGUGCAUCUGUUCCACAUAAGAAUCUAUUCUAUUAAGCUUAGCAAAGCUAAAAAGUAGACAAUAUGGUUGCUGAAUGUAGAUACAUUAUUAGGGUAAAAACAGAAAGGAAGGGAGAGAAUACUUAAAGCCAAAGGUUAGUGUUGGCUCAAAAACUAAUGAGAAUGUGGAAAUCACCAGAAAUUUAACUACUGGAGCAGUAUUUCCCAAUCAUAGUAUCAAAGAGCUAAGCAAGCAGCAGAGAAAAACAGGGGCUGGCUUAUGGAGUCAGAGGCAGAGCUUCUGCAACAUGGUGCUGUAUGUUGUCUAAUAUAGUAGGAUCAGGUUAUAAAUGAGAGCAUUGAGGAGACCAGUUUCAAAGGGCUGCAUUAAUGGUCACAUUCUGGAACAUCUUUCCAGUGGGAAUGGCAGGAACAAAACCAAGAAAUCUAAGAAUCUUGGCAGGGUUAGGGAAAAUAUUUCUCUAAUGGGGUCCUUGUGGUAGCAAGGGCCUGGAUUCAAAGGACCAACAAUUUUUCAAAUUACCUCCUUUUCCAAAUCUCUUCAGGAAGAAAUUCCAUUUGACAUGCCAUAGACUUAAUCAUAUUCCAGUCUUCCCUGCCAAACCAUGUGGGGCUUCACUUACACUAGUAAACUGAGAACGCCUGUUCUCUGGCUGGGCAGAGCACUGUUGUUGGCUAAUACCAUGCCAGGAAUCAUAUUUAUAAUUAGACAGCACAGACAGCUGUGGGACUGUGCUCAAACCCAUGCCCUUGCUCUUCUUAUAUUACUGGUAUAGCUCUACUAUUUUUGUACCUGUACUCAGUACUGCUAUAUGGGUAGGAUGUAGGAAUUGUGUAAGUGAAAAAGAAAGUGCUGUGAUGUAAACUCUUUGUACACAUUUAAAGAAGACUUCCGAGUGCAAUUCUUCUUAGUGAUAUCUAAACCUGUAUGUGUCCUGUUCUACAGGAGUGGUUCAACAGCAGCUAAAAAAUGCUGAAUAACAGGAGAUGUAUUAAGUAUAGCUCCUAGAACGCCCACAGCCAGGCACUGUGUUCUUCUUAGCAGAGAACAGGGUGUUCUGGGUAAUGGAAGGAGAAAUUUCUAUCUCCCACCAACCUUUUUUUUUUCUUUCUAAUCACUACUACAUAACUCUGCAGAAAAAAACCAGCCCCAAUGGCCAAGGAAAAAAAUCACCACAAGCAGCUAGUGAAGUGCUAAUUGCUGAACCCUAGUAAUCCAUCUGGUGCAGCCCUUUUCUCUUCCCCCUGUCCACACUCACACCAGCCUUCCCAUUUGUCUCCCUCAGCUCCCUUAUGUAAACAGGUUUCAGUGAUGCUCACAGGUGCUAUUUCCAGCAAGAUUCUUCCAAAUUUUCCAUAGCUACACAUAGUGUCAAUGUCCCCUCCAUUCCUAUUACUAAAUCUUGCUUCUUUUAGUCUCACAGUCUAAACCAGUGAUGAGACAAGAACUUUGUGCACCUCCUUGCUUAGGCUUAGUUUUGUGUACCCCUUUGUUGCUUUCUGUGUGAUUAGUAAAAUUCUAAAAAUAGGAUUUGUGCAUAUUUCUGUGUAGGUUGUGCCCAUGCUCCAGGUUUCUUUCAGCAUAUUAGUCCACAAUGAUCAAUAAUAGAGCAUCUUUCCCUGUUGUUUCUGCCUUAAAACACACCAAAAAAUGAGCACGUCAUGUUUGCAAAAAAAGUUAAACUUAGGGCUAUGUGUACAGAGCAUUUUUAAUGAAAGGAAUCACUAAAAUGCAGUAUUUGAACCUCUUCUACAUGGGGGAGGGUUUCCAGCAUGAUAACUCUUACUUGGUUUUUAUAGUCAGUGGUUGUUUUGGUGAAUAAGAAGAAAAUACUGUGCCUUGCUGCUUUUCACAGGUUCGCUCACUGUCUUUGAGUUUUAUUAUACAUAUAAUUCUUUCUGCUGUUAGGUAUUAGACCAACUUUAAUGUGGAAAAUAAAGAGAAAACAUGCUGGUUUGGUCUUCUAGCCAGCAAACUAGGAGCACUUACCUGACUCACAACUGAAAACACAUCACUUGUCAAAUACAUACAUGAAUCAGAAACCACACAGUUCAGUUUUAAAGGCCACAUAAAUUAAUUAUGUUCCACAUAUAAGAUACAUUUGAAUAAUGAGGAAGUUUAUUCUAAGAACUCUGUUUUAUAGAACCACUUGGCUAGUAUUUUUCAUAUACAGUAGGUUCAGGAAUAAAUUGACUUUUAUAUACAAUGUGAAUUAGAAGUUACUAGGCUAUUUGAGUGAUUUUGUUGUUUUAUGCUUGAAGCUUGAAUUGAUUGCAAGCUUAGGAACCUAACAUAUUUAUUUUAUUGCUUCAAAACUGCUUCUAAAUAUCAAGAUCUCUUUUGAUUUUAACAGGAUUUCACACUUUUUUUUUAAUGUGUAAAUUAUGUUCUUGAAGUUAGUAUGUUAGAAAAAGCAUUUUUCCGAACUGCAUUAGUGGGGGGAAAUUUAAGCAAUUUAUUUUUACUUUCACAGAGAGAUAAACUCUUCAAUAACUGACUAUCAAUAAGCUACACUUUCAUUUCCUUUGGAUUACUAAGCCUUGAGUAUACAGGUUACUUUCAAUGAAGAAAAAAGUCAGAAUCUCUAGAAAAUUAAAUGGGAUUUUAUAUGUUUAAGCUUCCAAGUUUUAUUUUCAUAUCCUUUUUUUUUUUGUGGAAGUUCAGUUUAGAUGUACAAAAACAUGACUACAAUUUUAACAGUCUAAGAGGCUGUACAACUCAAAUUGAAGUUUUAUUUGUGAGCUGUUUAUUUUAUUUUAUUAUCUGUCUGCGUCUUGCAGAUUAUUAGAUAAUGGCUGUAAUACAAUUCUAGUUUCUGGACUGGACUCUGUAACCAUCAAAUCUCAAUAAUUUAUGUAAAACAGAAAGAGGCUUUCUCAUAGAUUCUAAUUACCUAGGCCAUUAAAAGGAGAGAGAUGUAGACAUAUGAACUGACAAAUAUACUUUUGCCAAGUGUUGUUUCUUCCCUUUAGUUUGAAGCUUAGCAAGUAUUGCAUACUGAUCUGCAGUACAUAUACAAUGUAAGAACCAUAAAGACCACUUAAGAGUAGUGUGCACAAAUAAUAUGAAAAAUGGCUCAUUAGACUCUUUGAGAAACCAGCUGAAAAUCAUUACUUUAGCUGUAACACUCAAAAUCUUGAAACUCAUAUAUUUUUCCAUUAAAAAGUAUUCCUGAAAAAUUAUGUGUAUGUUUUUAAUUCAGUGAUAGGCACCCAAACAGAACUGAAUCAAGUGGGAGCUUGUUCUCAAAAGUGAUUUUUCCAGGCUGAAUAGAUGCCAUCAGUUCUUCAUGUACUCAUCAGAAACUAAAAUUAACCAGCACCAUUCUUAGAUGAGCCUUUUGCUUUCUGGGCAAAAAAACCCAGAAAAACUGUUGAUAAAGUUAGUGGAAAAUUUGCUUUGACUUAAAAGUCCUGUGGAAGCUUCUGCAAUAUUGUUUUCCAGCCUUCAUUCAAAGACUGUGCAAAACAGCAAAGAUAAAUCAAAACUCCUUAACCUUAUGGUCUUCUCCCCUUCACGUUACAUAUUUAUCUGUUUUGGGAUGAAUUGAUGGGUUUUAUGCAGCCCAAUGUUAAUGAGACUUUUGCAAGGCUAGAGAAUGAAAAAAGAACUUCUGCUGUAGUAUUUUGAUUGUUGGUGGUUGUAGUAGGGCAGAUUUUUUUUGUUUCCAGGAAGGAUCAGACAAAAUAUACUGCCUUCUUUGAAAAAGAAACAAAGAAAAAAGGAAAAAAAAAGCACCCACAAACAGCUGACACUUGGUAAAGAUUAGAGAGAAGAUUUUUAAGAAACUAUUUGGAAAAUAUUGUCAGGAUGAGUGAAAAGGAGUGUAUUUUUGAUGUGAGAGAUAUAAAUGGAAUCAAUGUGUAUCAAUUAUGCAUUGAAACUGAUACUUUUUCACUGACUUUGCUAAGUUGAUAGGGUUUUAUGGAAGAAAAGCAUCCAAGUAUUAAUUUAUUCAAACUACCACUUAAAUGUUCAUUUGCACUAAAGCAACCUGUACUGUUUGAAAGGAGAUGGGAAAACACAUCAUGUUAAACUUGUGAUUUACUUUGGUGUCUACAAGGAUGUGUUGUAAACCUUUCAAGCUCAGUGUCCAUUUUUGAGCAAGCUGAAUUCUCGUUCACACUAUUCACUUUCUGUGAAUCCAUCCACAUGCCUGAAAAAAACCCAUUUUCUUUUCCUAGUGUUUACAUGCAUACUUGCUUGCAUUGACAUGCUCAUGUUAAAUCCAGACCGGGGAAAGUCUGUGCCACUGAAUGGAAAAUGAAUUUUCACAGACUGACAGAUUCCUUUUUACAGAAAUUACUCCUAAAGGGUUUUAAAUCAAUUUUCAGCGUUCAUUUUAUUCCAUGUUUCACACGUACAUCAUGUUAUGCUAAUUCUCAGCCUUUUAAAAAAAAAAAGUAAAACCCCAUUUCUUUAAUGUUAGGAUCAAUUUUGAGUAGUUAGAUGAAGGAGGAAAAUCGUGAUGUGAUGGAAAGAGAAAAAAAUGGGCAGAGAGCAGGAGAGUUGGCAAGUGAGUUUGACUACAUGGAAAAAUUAUUUAUAAACAUAGGGAGAAGACUUUUUUCCAGUUCUUUUGUUUUCUCCUGUCACAUAAGAUGAUAAAGCAAGACUCUGGAACGGGAUUUUGGUUCCAGAUACUUAUGCCAACUCAAGUCGUGAGUUACAGUGCACUUCUUCAACAUAGCAACAGCUCUAUUUUUUUUUUUUUUUAAUUUUGCAUAAGCUAGAGCUUUUUCUGGGUAGAUAUAAAAAAAAGUCUUAUGAGACAGCUUGACAGCAGAUUAAGCUGUCCACAGAGACAGUGCCUGUAGUUCAGCUGCAGGCACUGGAGAAUGCACAGCUCUGCUGCAGGAGAGCCACUGACAGUGUCUAUUGGUGUGCAAUGUUCUGCAUUAGAAGUUGACCCCUGCUGCAAACUGAAAAUCCUUUGGUCAUCCAAAAUAGCAUGGUUUUGCACACUUGGAUUUUGAUAAGGUUAUCCACGUGCAAGUUUUGCUGGAUCAGUCCAUGGUAUCAGUCCAGAACCAUCCUGUAAGAUGGUUCACCAUCUUACAGGGGCGAGUCUGAGGGCUUAGCAAGUGUGUCUGACACCCAGUGUUAAUAAUAAUGCAAAAUCAUCUGCCAUGGGAAAAGACUUUUUGUAGGUUGUAGAGUAGGAACGAGCUUUCUGAGCUGCUCUGCCAACAGGAGAGCUACUGUUAACUAUUAUUAUGUCAGCUCCAAAAAUGCAGAAUAGGAAGCCUGCAUGACACCUUGUUGUGUUCAGUCUCUAUGUGCAUGGGUGACAGGGUAAGUGUUGGCACAGAGUGGCUAAUUUUGGUCCUUCCAUUAAGCAUGAGCAACUGGGCUUGGCACAGAGACAAACUUCACAGGGAUGGGAAACCUCUAAUUCUCCACAGUUCUCUGGCUCUUGUUAAAUACAUAUACUGGUAGACCACUCAGCCAUUCAAGCAGUCCUUUCCUUAUCCCAGAUCAUCCUUCUGUGACACUGUGAAGGAAGCCUUGAGGAGUCUAUUCCUCAGCAGUUUUCCAGCUUCCCUGCUUCCUUUCACUGCAGCAGCAAUUACCUAUAAUUUGUAUCUGACUCUGCUGGGUCUUCCACUACCACUGAACUAGCUGUGAGCUAAGUUACUGCCUUGUGACUCCAAGCUUCCAGUCUUGGCCAGCCAGUGAUUUGUACUCUAGUUUUUCCUUGCUUCUCAUUAGAAACAGGGAAGUAGUACAAUAGAAUAUGGCAAAAUGUGUGCUACUUUCACACUUUUUGGUUUAAGCCAAGCAAUAAGCUAGAAUAGAUUAGAUUGAACAUAAUGUCCAGUUGAUCAGGAAAACCAAUUUUGGAUUCAGAAGAUCAUUUACUAAGUACAGAAGAUCCCUGAACAACUAUCUGUGAUCACAUUUUUACAUGAACACACAAUGAUGCCCCUGUUAUACAGAAGCUUUUGAUGGAUACAAGACUAGAAAUGCCAGCCUCCAACUGCUUGCCCUGCUUCUCCUCACUUUCCCCAAGAUGCCUAUUCCCAGGGAGAGGAUUUCUCCCAGCAUUGGGUGGAGCAACUGUGAAAUAGUCCCCAGCUCUCAAGAUAGGUUGUGUUCAUGUAGAUAAUCAAGCUCAUUCCUUCCCUUUUGGCUAUGGCAGUGUAAAGUACAGAGCCCUGUACACAAGUACUAGGCACAAACAGACCUUAAACACCAAAAUACUCUCCUGAGGGAGAGUCUUCCCUGGAUAUAAAGGGGGAUAGUAUGUUUACUGUUUCUAUGACAGCUGACUUCUACUUUUUGCAUUUUAAACAGCAGUGAUAUAAGAACUCCCCUAAGAAAACUCUCCCACUGCACAAAAGGGACGAUACUGAAUUAUGGACAUUCUGUGGGAAAAGACAAAGUGUUGUAUUCCAGGUAGAUGAUAUGUAUGUCAAACAGUCAUCCUUCAUCUGUGAUAGAGAGUAAUCCACCAAACUGGGUUUAAAAUGUAGCCUGAGUCUGCAGCAUGCUAGUUAAAUAAGUGUUUUUCUAGCAAGGCCCAAAUCCACCAUGAUUUCUUCCAGGCACUUUAUUGGAGUCCCUUUUAAGAAAGGUGGCUGUAACCAUGGGUACAACAAAAUGUACUUCAGAAACUGGAUGCUGGCAAGACGUUUGUGGAUGUGAGGCUGUCGAAGGUGGCUUCAUGUAAGCUCAGGGGGGAUGUGCUUGUGUGAAAGUAUUGGUUGCCAUGCACAUUUUGAACUGAAGUUACCUAUCAAAGGAGUGCAGAACAUAAUCAAAGGGGUGCAGCAUCAUGAGAUUAGAGGCUUUUUCUCUUUAGAUGUCUAGCAACCAUGUGGUGUUCUAGCUCUGUUUUGUUUUGAUUUGAUUUAUUUCACCUCCCCACUGCCAUUCUCCUUCCUAUUGUAUGUAGUAAGUUGAAAAGAAAAGCAUUACCUUAUAGUUUACCAUUUCAAAAAGAGAGAAGGCCAGCAGUCGGAAAAUCUUGAUCAAUCUGUGGUGGUCAAUAUUAAGGGAAUCGUAAUGCUGAGUUGGAAGGGACCUAUCAGGAUCAUUGAGUCCAACUCCAAGAAUCACACCAUGUGCCUAAGAGUGUUGUCCAAAUGCCUCUUGAACUCUGUCUGAACCAGGCUUGGUGCUGUGACCACUUCCCAGGGGGGUCUGUUCCAGUGCCCAGUCACCCUCUGGGUGAAAAACCUUUUUCUGAUAUCCAACUUGAACCCUCCCUGGCUCACCUUUGAGUCCUGUCGCUGGUCAUGAGAGUGAAGUUGUCUCUGUUUAGUUCCAACAAACAAUUCAAUAUCCACGGCAUCUGCCUUUCCAUUAAGCACUGUUAAAAACCUGUCUUUCUCCACAGUGUUCAAAAUCUCUUUGCCAGGAGUUUGAACUCCCUUCCUACAGCCCAUUUGGAGUCACAGCAAUGUGAGCAAACAAAGUUUACAUUAUGAUGGUGCUUUUCAGUGAAAAGUGAGCCAGUUCCAGUUGACAUACAGACUGAAAGAGUCUCAAGGACUCUUAGCCAGGCACCAUUCAUAGGCAAGGCAGUCCCUUCUGCUAGGGAAAGAAAUACAUUUUAACACACUUAGGAUAGGGAAAAUAAAAAGGUGCCAUUUCUUUUUCCAACAGAAUCUGUUUUCUGCACAAUGCUGAAUCAUUUUGGCACUGAAGCCAAGACCACAGAUGAACAUUGAUUCGUUCCUUGCAGUCUUUAAUUUCCUUUUAAAUUCUUUACAAGCAUUCAGAUUAAUGUAUUUGUGGUCCAUUUAAUUCCAAUUCAUUUAAGUGGUCUAUAUCUGCCCUCGAAUCUCAUAUGAAUUUUUUUGUUAAUACAAUAUUUUGCUGCGUUACUUUGAACAGCUUUAAAAGUAUAAUGUUUUUGAAUGCUCUAGUUAAAGAAAAAUUGUACCUUCAAAAGGCUGUGUUACAAGUUGGAACUGUGUACUUUGGAAGUGAUGUUUAUAUUAUAACAGCCAAAGGCAUCACAGGGUGCUUUCGUCUGUAUGUCUGUCUUCUACUUUCUGUGUUACAAUGUGUAUUUGUACUUCCUCACUAACUUGAUACUCUUCAGUCUGAAGGCCUAAAUCUGCAAAGACAUGAAUACAGUACUUCAGCUGAGCAGUCUCACAGAGCAGAGGGGGCUUACUCGUGGGAGUGUAGUUGCUCACAAAAAGUAUUUGCAGAAAAAGGCUUUCCUCUAGGAACUGACUUUAAUUGUGAGGACACAUGGUUAAUAACAGCACCAAGACACCAGUGAAUGGGGUCUGUGUUUAUUGAAAAUGUGGACACAUUUAUCUUCAAGUUAUUUGACAUUAUUCUAAAUUAUUGCUAUUAUGAUUUAGUGUAUUAUUUUGUAUGAAAACACAUUAGUCCUGUGAAAGGGUAGUGGCAAAAAAAUGUGUUGAGUCUUGCUGCUUUAUUGUUUAUUUGCAUUUAGUAUACAUUUUGGUUGUUGAAGUGAAGCUAGCUUCUUAGAGAGGAGGGAAGAUAGAUCAUUCUGAAAAAAUCAAAAAUACGCGUCAUACCGUGCAUUGAGUUUUGCAAUUAGAGUAGUAUAUGUGUUCAGAUUUAGCAAUUUUUAUUUUUUAGAGAAUUUUUGUUUGUUUUAAUAUGGAAUAACUAGAUUACUUUGAAAUGCUAUUGUAGAGCUAAUUUUACACAUAGUAGGGAGAUGUCUGAAAAAUUAAAAUUAUAAAACAUUACAUAGGCUGCCUUUGGCUUCAGUUUGUUUGUAGAAGGCCCAGCAAGUGUCUCUUAAUUUCAGACACUUAAGCCAGGGGUCAAGUUUGUGCAGCAUCUUGUAACUGAAGAAAGUUUUCUGCAGUCAUAAAGUUGCCCAUCUGGGCUUGAAGUAAGAUUGCUGCCUAAACAAAAGCAUAAAGGCAGCAAAUAUAGGUGCUGGGUUUUUGGGAGGUUUUUUUGUGCAUGGACAAUUGCAUGAAUUAGGGUUGGAGAGUCAAAGUAUUUAAAAUCAUUUAGCAUGGUUUACUCUUGUUGUAAUUCCACUGACUACAAUUAAAUUAAACCAAGAAUUUGGCCUUGUAAGUCUACAAAUUUCAGUGUCAGGCAGCUCAGGUCUAUAUAAAGAUACUUAAGCUUAGUAAAUCAGCAAGAAUACUAUAUAAAUUGUAAUGUGUGAUAAAAAUCUUAACUCUAGUUACAUUAUUUCUCUAAAAAUCUCUAUUCAUUGCUUUUUUAUACAAAAGGUCAGAACUGCACUUCUUAGUGGCAUUGAGAUGUAUGGAGAAAAGCAGGAUGCUGGUACAGAAAUGUACCAGAAAUAAGAUUCCGUUCUUACUGCUCCAUGUGUGCCUACUUUACACGUGACAAAUCCCACUGAAGUUAACAGAAGUCAUAUCAAGUUAAGCCUGUUUGUAACUCUCACAAGAUACUGGUUUAAGAAUCUUCAAGAUAAGUUAUGUUCUCAAAAGGCAUUAUUAAACUUGUGCUUUCAGGUUUACAGAAUACUAUGAACAGUGAUGACAGCUUCUGAGACACAUCCAGAGUAAUUUUGUUAAUUGAUAUUAACAAACCAACAUCCAGACCAACAUCCAUUAGCAAAUCAAAAUCUCUCUCAGUACCUUCAUUUCUCAGUACAAUUUUAUUUUAAAAAACCCAAAAAACAAAACAAAACAAAAAAAAUCAGAAAAUUAAAACAGCCUCUAUGCUGUUUGGAUUAUUUCUUUUCUCUCUUUUUCCACCUUUUUUGUCAUAAAAUAUCAUUUUGCUCUGGAGUUGUCUAGGAUUUGCUUAUUCAAGGAAAGCAUGCAAAGCAGUUUGGAAUACAUUUCUUCAUUCACCUUAGGGCAUAUGUUCAGCUGGUGAAAAUCAGCAUAGUCCUGUUGACUUCUACAGCAUUGUAUCAGUCUAUACUGGUGCAACAGUUGGCAUGUCAGGUUUUAGCAUUUCAAGUCACUUUACCUACAUAUGCAGUAGGAUUCUGUUUUGCAAGAUGGAAAGUUAUACAGUGCAAACUGUACUACCUAGACUAGCAUUGAUAUCUAUUCACAGGACAUGAUUUCACUGUAUCAUUUCAUACUUGAAAUUCAUGACGUUCUUUUAAUCAGGGUACAAACAUGAAAAGGUGCGUGUGUUACUGUUUCUUUUAAAGGUGCAUCAUUUUUUUUUAUUCUGUGUGCUUAAUAGCAGUUACUAGUCAGUGUUCUUUACAUUCUUUGCAUUCAGCAUUUAAAUCAUCUAUGUGUGAAAUACAGUAUCACCUGCAGAGGUACAGGAAAAUGUAACAGCUAUUUCUUGAAUUGUUACUCAAAUAUACUGGUUUACCUUUUAGUCAUCAGUAUGACAUCAAGGGGCUACAGCAUGUGAACUGUGGUAUAUACAAGUCUUGCACCAUUGCUGUACAGGAAAUCUUGCAGACUCUCUCCUCUUCUUGCACAGCUGCUGAUUACCAUACAUGCAUUGGGAAAAAGUAUAUUUCUGCUGUACAGAAUGGCUGGGAAGUAACACAGACACUUUGGAAACUCUAGAGCUCCCUUUGCAAGCUUUCAAACAAAGCCCUUUGAUCUAACUGCAUGCCUGUUCUGUGUCCCAAAUUUCACCCUAUGGGGCUUUCUGCUUUAAGAACACCCUCAGCUGGGGCUACUUUAUGUUGACUGCAUUGAAGUUCAUCGGAGCAUGCACCUUACCGUAUUAACAUAUUCUUUAGCUUUUACAAGUUUGUAAAGAUGGUUGACUGCAAAACUAAUGUGUCAAUACAGCAGAAUUAAAUUAAGGCACACACAAAGUUAUCAAUAAUGUAUUAUAUCAGAAUUACAGUCCUUUGGAACUGAAUGUUUUGCUGCUGGCAGUGCAAGAAAAGCAAAGUUGUGUAUUUAUUGUUGGGUGCUGAGGGUUCAGUAUGAAAAUCAAUAUAAUAAAAAUUUUCACAGUGUCUAGUUCUCUUUAGUUCCCAAAUUAUUGAAAAGUAAAAAGGCAAAAAAUUAGUUUUGUAUUUAAAACUGCUUCACCCUUCUAGCUAUAUUUUUCUUUUAUCUAAAAAUGUAAAAUGAAUACAAAUGCAGUAAGUAUUGUAUAUUAAAUACAGAAAAUUAGCAA
Molecule: messenger RNA, 14964 nt
Organism: Melospiza melodia melodia
Lineage: Eukaryota; Metazoa; Chordata; Aves; Passeriformes; Passerellidae
Gene: CDK6
Product: cyclin dependent kinase 6
Exons: 8
Coding region: 398-1378 (326 amino acids)
Biological process (GO): protein phosphorylation; signal transduction; regulation of gene expression
Cellular component (GO): cyclin-dependent protein kinase holoenzyme complex; cytoplasm; nucleus
Molecular function (GO): ATP binding; cyclin binding; cyclin-dependent protein serine/threonine kinase activity
Source: RefSeq, a predicted model, not a curated record